UAAAACAUCAGGCAAGAACAAACCCACCGCACUCUCACUCUCUCUCUCUUCACCUUUGGGUAUACCGGAUACCCAAAGGAAGAAAAAAAACGCCCAGAACCUCUCUCUCUCUCUCUCUCUCUCUCUCUCCAAUUCAACAUGGGAAUCAGCAAUGAUAAAACCACAAUUCCAGCUCCACCCUCCGACGACGACGACCUCCCCAACCCGUUCGCCGCCCAGCUCGGCCUCCCCCUCUCCGACUUGGAGCUGCGAGAAACCGCCUACGAAGUCCUCGUCGCAUCCUGCCGGAGCACCGGCGCCAAUCCACUCACCUACAUCUCUCAGUCGCAGAGGUCGUCGCCGGCGACGGACAGGUCGCUGUCGAUGCCGUCGCCGCGGAGGUCGCCGCCGAAGUCGGCGACACCGAAGAAGUCGACGACGGAGAAAUCGUCCAGCAAUACGUUGGGGCUGAGGAAGUCGGCGGCGGUGAAGAAGGGUCGGGAUUUGUCGGGUCAGGACGCGGGUAAGGCGAAGAGACCCGUGACGGUUCCGGAUUUGGUGAGGGUCCAGAUGGGUAUUUCGGAGCAUGCGGAUUCGAGGAUCAGGAGAGGGUUGUUGAGAAUUGCUGUUGCACAGGUUGGAAAACGCAUUGAGACAAUGGUUCUACCACUAGAACUAUUACAGCAGUUUAAGCAUACCGAUUUUCCAAAUCAACUAGACUUUGAAGCGUGGCAGAAAAGAAAAUUAAAGAUUCUCGAAGCAGGUUUACUCUUGCAUCCUCACCUGCCUUUAGAUAAGAAUGAUACCGCUCCACAACGGCUAAAGAAGUUGAUUUCUGGAGCCUUGGAAAAGCCCAUAGAGACCGGAAAGCAGAGUGAAAAAAUGAAAGGUCUCAGGACUACUGUAAUGUCUCUCGCAUGCAGAUCAUUUGAUGGAUCUGUUUCGGAGACAUGCCACUGGGCAGAUGGAGUUCCUCUUAAUCUCUGUCUCUACCAAAUGUUUUUAGAAGCAUGCUUUGACGCGGAUGAAAAAACGUCCGUUGUGGAAGAAGUCGAUGAGGUGUUGGAUCUCGUGAAGAAGACUUGGGUGGUCCUUGGAAUAAACCAGAUGCUGCAUAACCUUUGCUUUUCGUGGGUGUUAUUUCACCGUUACAUUUCAACGGGACAAGUUGAGACUAACCUGCUCUUUGCUGCUAAUAGUCUGUUGGUCGAAGUUGAAAAGGAUGCAAAAGCAACUAUGAAUGCGGCUUGUUCCUCAAUCUUGAGUUCAACAUUGAAUCUUAUUCUGGGUUGGACAGAGAAAAGUCUUCUUUCUUACCAUGAUACCUUUUACAGUGAUAACAUUGACGUGAUGCCAAUAUUUGUAUCUCUGGCGGUAUUAGCAGCCAAGAUAUUGGAAAAGGACAUCUCUUCGGGGAAAGAAGUCGAUGUAGCGCGGGACAGGGUUGACAUGUACAUCAGAUCGUCUGUACAUUCUGCUUUUUCUCAGGCAAUGGAGAUGAUAAAAUCAAGCAAGAAGUCGUCUAAAAACCAGCGAAAUCCUCUUCCUGUCCUUUCAAUUCUUGCACAAUACAUCAUCGAAGUAGCUCUUAAUGAGAAGGAGAUAUUUAGUCCUAUACUGAAAAGAUGGCACCCUCUUGCAGCAGGUGCAGCCGUAGCUGUGCUUCAUGCUUGCUAUGGAAAUGAAUUAAAGCGAUUUGUUAAAAUUGCGGGUAUUGGCGAGUUGUCACCCAAUGUUGUAUUAGUGUUGUAUGCUGCAGAUAAGUUGGAAAGGGUUCUUGUUCAAAUAGCUGUUGAAGAUUCAGUUGAAAGUGAGGAUGGUGGGAAGGCGGUAAUCCAGGAGAUGACUCCUUUUGAGUCUGAAGGUGUGAUGGACAGUCUUGUGAAGACAUGGAUAGGGACAAGAGUCGACAGGCUUAGGGAAUUGGUUGGCAGGAAUCUGCAAGAAGAGGAUUGGGACCCAGAGGCAUACAAAGAGCGAUAUGCUCCGUCUGCUGGUGAUGUUCUACGAAUGAUGGAUGAAACAGUCGAAGCAUUCUUUUUGUUGCCAAUGACAAGGCAUCGGGCUUUACUUCCUGAUUUGAUGGGAGGUCUUGACCAAUGUUUGCAACAAUACAUAAUGGAGGCAAAAUCUGGCUGUGGAAGCCGAAAUACUUUCAUUCCUGUCAUGCCUGCCUUGACCAGAUGUAAAACCGGAUCAAAACUACCUGUUGCGUUUAAGAGGAAAGAAAAUUCAUAUGCAGCUCAGGGGAGGAAACCUCAAUUGGGAACAACUGAUGGGGAGAAUUCACUGGGGCUGCCGCAGCAAUGUGUUCGUAUUAACACUAUGCAGCAUAUUCGGGUAGAGUUGGAAGUUUUGGUAAAGAGGAUAAUAAACCGUCUGAAUUCUAAAUCUAGUAGCCCGGAAGAUAUUUCCCAGGGGAUCGGCAAAAAGUUUGAGCUUUCCAUAGCUGCUUGUGUGGAAGGGCUCCAGCAACUUUGCGAGGCAACCGCGUAUAAGGUCAUAUUUCAUGAUCUAAGUCGUGUUCUUUGGGAUGGCCUGUAUGUAGGAGAAGUUGCUCUCUCUAGGAUCGAACCCUUCCUUGAGGAGCUGGAGCAACAUUUGGAGAUCAUUUUAGCAACAGCGCACGACAGAGUUCGAACACGUCUCAUCAUUGAGGUAAUGAAAGCUUCUUUUGAGGGGUUCUUGUUCGUUUUGCUUGCUGGAGGCCCUUCUCGUGCUUUUACGAGGCAGGAUUCGGAUACUUUGGAGGAGGAUUUCAUGUUUCUUAUGGAUUUGUUCUGGUUCAACGGUGAUGGAUUGCCAUCUGAGUUGAUAAUCAAGGCUUCAACCACAGUGAAAGGUGUCAUUCCCCUUUUUCGCAUUCCUACAGAAAGCCUUAUCGACCAAUUCAGGCGCAUUACACAAGAUACCUAUGGUUUGUCUGCUAAAUCCAAGCUUCCAUUGCCUCCGACUUCAGGUAAGUGGGAUCCCACUGACCCGAACACGCUUUUGCGAGUAUUAUGUCACAGAAAUGACGAUAUGGCUUCUAAUUUCCUUAAGAAAACAUACAAUUUGCCAAAGGAAGUUAUUCAAGUCCAAGUCCCUGAGCUAAAACUGCCAUAUGACUCGAUGCUGGGUUAGAAAUGGCAUUUCAUACGACACACAAACAUCGGAAGCUCUUAUGAUAUACUCUGACCAGGGAUUCAGGGAAGCAGGGAGUUGCUCUUGUACAGUAUACUUAUGGGCAUGACUCUUUUGUUUAAGCGCCGCCAAUAACGGGUUGCUCUUGUACAGUACACAUGCGGCUGUGACUCUUUGCUUUAAGCGGUCGCUAAUAACGGGAACAAUGUACGUAUUCUUCUUGUGUAGCAGGCCACAAAGGCUUUAGAAGUCGAGGCCCGGGAAUUUUACAUAAUUAUCAUGAAGUCCAUUCCAACGAGUUUAGAAGUGUUUGUUUGACCCGGUGAGCUUCUUGGGUCAUCGAUGGAAAUGAUAAUUAUUGUUUUUUUUUUUUUUUUUCAAACUUCCUACUGUCUGCUUCAGAAAUGUGAUCAGUUUGCAGAAUAAGAACAUAAGUUUGCCUAUUUAUAACAAAGACGUGGAAGGCAUAAUGUUGAUUGUGUGUUAUGGCAUUUUAGAACAUGAAAUGGAUUGCUUUAUUUUGAUCCUC
Messenger RNA from Rhododendron vialii, 3631 nucleotides. RefSeq names its product protein unc-13 homolog. NCBI's taxonomy places the organism in Eukaryota, Viridiplantae, Streptophyta, Magnoliopsida, Ericales, Ericaceae. The record is from RefSeq and is a predicted model, not a curated record. The transcript has 5 exons. Bases 139 to 3102 code for a protein of 987 amino acids.